Molecule: messenger RNA, 4586 nt
Organism: Microtus ochrogaster (prairie vole)
Lineage: Eukaryota; Metazoa; Chordata; Mammalia; Rodentia; Cricetidae
Gene: Erbb3
Product: erb-b2 receptor tyrosine kinase 3
Exons: 27
Coding region: 164-4072 (1302 amino acids)
Biological process (GO): multicellular organism development; positive regulation of kinase activity; negative regulation of apoptotic process
Cellular component (GO): basal plasma membrane; signaling receptor complex; plasma membrane
Molecular function (GO): neuregulin binding; protein tyrosine kinase activity; neuregulin receptor activity
Source: RefSeq, a predicted model, not a curated record
UCCCGCUCCGGACUCGGACUCCGGCUCCUCUUGCCGUCCGCAACCUCCGCUGCCGCCGCUGCACUACCUAUUCGCUGGCUGCUCAGGUGGCUGUCGCUUCGAUGUCCUAAUCCAGGGGCCCCCGGGCCAGACUCGGCUGGGCUCCCUUCACCCUCCCUUCACCAUGAAGGCGACUCUGCAGGUGCUGGGCUUCCUUCUCAGCCUGGCCCGGGGUUCCGAGAUGGGCAACUCUCAGGCAGUGUGUCCUGGGACGCUGAACGGGCUGAGCGUGACGGGUGACGCGGAGAAUCAGUACCAGACGUUGUACAAGCUCUACGACCGGUGUGAGGUGGUGAUGGGCAACCUGGAGAUUGUGCUCACAGGGCACAACGCUGACCUCUCCUUCCUGCGGUGGAUCCGAGAAGUGACAGGCUAUGUCCUCGUGGCAAUGAACGAAUUCUCUACACUACCCUUGCCUAACCUCCGAGUGGUCCGGGGAACCCAGGUGUACGACGGGAAGUUUGCCAUCUUUGUCAUGUUGAAUUACAACACCAACUCCAGCCAUGCCCUGCGCCAGCUCCGCUUCACUCAGCUAACUGAGAUUCUGUCAGGGAGUGUUUAUAUUGAGAAGAAUGACAAACUUUGCCAUAUGGAUACAAUUGAUUGGAGCGACAUCGUGAGGGUCCGAGGGGCUGACAUCGUGGUGAAGAACAACGGGAAAAAUUGUCCACCCUGUCAUGAGGCCUGCAAGGGGCGAUGCUGGGGGCCUGGACCAGAAGACUGCCAGAUAUUGACCAAGACCAUCUGUGCCCCUCAGUGUAACGGUCAUUGCUUUGGGCCCAACCCCAACCAGUGCUGCCAUGACGAGUGUGCAGGAGGCUGCUCUGGACCCCAGGACACGGAUUGCUUUGCCUGCCGACACUUCAAUGACAGUGGGGCCUGUGUGCCUCGCUGUCCACAACCUCUUGUGUAUAACAAGCUAACGUUCCAGCUUGAGCCCAACCCCCACACCAAGUAUCAGUACGGAGGGGUCUGCGUUGCCAACUGUCCCCAUAACUUUGUGGUUGACCAGACAUCUUGUGUCAGGGCCUGCCCUCCUGACAAGAUGGAAGUAGAUAAAAAUGGACUCAAGAUAUGUGAGCCUUGCGGAGGAUUGUGCCCAAAAGCCUGUGAGGGGACAGGCUCUGGAAGCCGCUACCAGACCGUGGACUCUAGCAACAUCGAUGGGUUUGUGAACUGCACCAAGAUCCUGGGCAACCUGGACUUCCUCAUCACUGGCCUCAACGGAGACCCCUGGCACAAGAUCCCUGCUCUGGACCCAGAGAAGCUCAAUGUUUUCAGGACAGUACGGGAGAUCACAGGAUACCUGAACAUCCAGUCCUGGCCCCCACACAUGCAGAACUUCAGUGUUUUCUCCAACCUGACAACCAUCGGGGGCAGAAGCCUCUACAACCGGGGUUUCUCCUUGCUGAUCAUGAAGAACUUGAACGUCACCUCGCUGGGCCUCCGGUCCCUGAAGGAAAUCAGUGCUGGGCGUGUCUACAUCAGUGCCAACCAGCAGCUCUGCUACCACCACUCUCUGAACUGGACGAGGCUGCUUCGGGGCCCUCCGGAAGAGAGACUUGACAUCAAGUAUAACCGGCCUCGAAGAGACUGUGUGACCUCUCUCUGUGUUCCCCACGGCAGGGAACCUCGUGAGUUUGCCCAGGAGGGUGAAUGUUUCUCCUGCCACCCCGAAUGCCUACCCAUGGAGGGCAUCAGCACGUGCAAUGGCUCGGGCUCUGACGCCUGUGCUCGCUGUGCCCAUUUCCGUGACGGCCCCCACUGUGUGAACAGCUGCCCCAAUGGAAUCCUAGGUGCCAAGGGUCCAAUCUACAAGUAUCCAGAUGCUCAAAAUGAAUGUCGGCCCUGCCAUGAAAACUGCACCCAGGGGUGUAAGGGACCAGAACUACAAGACUGUUUAGGCCAAACAGAGGUAUUAAUGAGCAAAACUCAUCUGGCCAUGGCUGGGAUGGUCGCACUGCCCGUGGCUCUUCUGAUUCUGGGAGGCUCUUUUCUCUAUUGGCGUGGACGCAGGAUUCAGAAUAAGAGGGCUAUGAGGCGCUACCUGGAACGGGGUGAGAGCAUCGAGCCUCUGGACCCCAGCGAGAAGGCAAACAAAGUCUUAGCCAGAAUCUUCAAAGAGCCAGAGCUGAGGAAGCUUAAAGUGCUGGGUUCUGGUGUCUUUGGAACCGUACACAAGGGGAUUUGGAUCCCUGAGGGUGAAUCCAUCAAGAUUCCAGUCUGCAUUAAAGUCAUGGAGGACAAGAGUGGACGGCAAAGUUUCCAGUCUGUGACUGACCAUAUGCUGGCCAUUGGUAGCCUAGACCACGCCCACAUCGUGCGGCUCCUGGGGCUGUGCCCAGGAUCAUCGCUGCAGCUUGUCACUCAGUACUUGCCUCUGGGCUCCCUCCUUGACUACGUGAGACAGCACCGCGCAGCCCUGGGACCACAGCUGCUGCUCAACUGGGGAGUACAAAUUGCCAAGGGUAUGUAUUACCUCGAGGAACACAGCAUGGUGCACAGGGACCUGGCGCUCCGCAAUGUGCUGCUCAAGUCACCUAGUCAGGUGCAGGUGGCCGACUUUGGUGUGGCUGACCUGCUGCCACCGGAAGACAAGCAGUUACUACACAGUGAGGCCAAGACUCCUAUUAAGUGGAUGGCCCUCGAGUGUAUCCACUUCGGAAAAUACACACACCAGAGUGAUGUCUGGAGUUACGGUGUCACCGUCUGGGAGUUGAUGACUUUUGGGGCAGAGCCCUAUGCGGGGCUGAGACUGGCUGAGAUACCAGACCUGCUGGAGAAGGGCGAGCGGCUGGCACAGCCCCAAAUCUGCACCAUUGACGUCUACAUGGUCAUGGUCAAGUGUUGGAUGAUUGAUGAGAAUAUUCGCCCGACCUUUAAAGAGCUAGCCAAUGAGUUCACCAGGAUGGCCCGUGACCCACCGCGAUAUCUGGUGAUAAAGAGAGAGAGUGGGCCUGGAAUACCUCCUGGGGCAGAGCCCUCUGCUCUCACAAACAAAGAGCUGGAGGAAGUAGAGCUGGAGCCUGAACUGGAUCUCGACCUAGACCUGGAGGCAGAGGAGGACAGCCUGGCGACCACACUGGGUUCUGCCCUCAGCUUACCAGUGGGAACACUUACCCGGCCACGUGGGAGCCAGAGUCUUUUAAGCCCCUCGUCUGGAUACAUGCCCAUGAACCAGAAUAAUCUCGGGGAGGCUUGUCUGGAUUCUGCAGUUUUUGGGGGUAGUGAACAGUGCCCUCGUCCCAUCUCUCUGCACCCAAUCCCACGGGGACGUCUGACGUCAGAGUCAUCAGAGGGCCAUGUGACAGGCUCUGAGGCUGAGCUCCAGGAGAAAGUAUUGAUGUGUAGAAGCCGAAGCCGAAGUCGGAGCCCUCGGCCACGUGGAGACAGUGCCUACCAUUCCCAGCGACACAGCUUGCUGACUCCUGUCACCCCGCUGUCCCCACCAGGGUUAGAGGAAGAGGAUGUCAAUGGCUAUGUCAUGCCAGAUACACACCUUAAAGGUACAUCCUCCUCCCGGGAAGGUACGCUUUCUUCAGUAGGUCUCAGUUCUGUGCUGGGUACCGAAGAGGAAGACGAAGAUGAGGAGUAUGAGUACAUGAACCGGAAGAGAAGGAACAGUCCACCACGGCCCCCUAGGCCCGGUUCCCUUGAGGAGCUGGGUUACGAGUACAUGGAUGUGGGCUCAGAGCUCAGUGCCUCUCUGGGCAGUACACAGAGCUGCCCACUGCAUCCUAUGGCCAUCGUGCCAUCUGCUGGUACAACUCCAGAUGAGGACUAUGAGUAUAUGAACCGCAGGCGUGGUAUAGGUGGUGCCGGGGGUGAUUACGCCGCCAUGGGGGCCUGCCCAGCAGCGGAACAAGGGUAUGAAGAGAUGCGAGCCUUCCAGGGGCCUGGACAUCAUGCCCCCCAUGUUCGUUAUGCCCGCCUCAAAACUCUGCGCAGUUUAGAAGCCACUGACUCUGCCUUUGACAACCCUGACUACUGGCACAGCAGGCUUUUCCCCAAGGCUAAUGCCCAGAGAACUUAACCUCUGCUCCUUGAGACUCUCAGGGAGCAUCUGAUGGCAGCUAGUGCCUCUUGAGGGUACCCCUCCCUCACCCUCUCCCUCGGGUCCCACCCCCAUUUCUCCAGCCAUAGACAAUGCCGUCCAGUCUUCGGAGACUUGUACACAUAUCCUUACGCAAUUUUUGUGGUACGUAGCCAGCGGUGCACUUUCUCCUCUUCUCCAGCCCCAGGAGAAGAGAAGGUUUUCCUGUUUGCCCACUUUCCCAAUCCCAUUCCUCAUCUUCCUCAGGGAGACUCCUGGAGAUAUGAAGGGUUACUCUCUAAGCCCCUUUCUCUCCGCUCUUACUUGGUAUUGUUAGAUGGCCUUGUUUCUCAUCAGACUGUCCUAAGGAAGAGAAGAGGACAUAGAGCUUCCAUAGGAAGGAAGAGGAAAGGAAAUUUUUGGCUCGUGAGACCACAUCCCAUGGAAAGAUUGAGAAACUUAAAGCUUUUUUUUGGUUUUUCGAGACAGGGUUUCUCUGUGGCUUUGGAGCCUG